This is a messenger RNA of Nicotiana attenuata, 1218 nucleotides long. RefSeq names its product LRR receptor-like serine/threonine-protein kinase FLS2. NCBI's taxonomy places the organism in Eukaryota, Viridiplantae, Streptophyta, Magnoliopsida, Solanales, Solanaceae. Gene Ontology annotation, molecular function: protein binding. The coding region runs from base 1 to 1218 and encodes 405 amino acids. The record is from RefSeq and is a predicted model, not a curated record. The transcript has 4 exons.
AUGAAUCUUAUUACAUUAUUUGUUGAUCUGAAGAAGAUGUAUCAUUCUCUCCAAGACCAGAGCUUGGUUUUGCAGCAAUUGAAGCUUAAACUGACCAUAGAUGAAUCUUCUUCUUCUGAUUGUCAAUCCAAUGGUCAGCUUCCUACCCAAAGACAAUUUCCUGGAAUAAAAGCGAUGAUUGCUAUCUCUCAAGCUGCUACUUCUCUGGAACCAUUCCUCAAUCUAUUGAAUCUCAUACAACUCAAUAAUUUACGCCUUUUCUCGAACAACUUCAAUGGUUCACUUCCAUCAACAAUCUCAAAUCUAGUGCAACUUGUUGAAUUUGUUAUUUCAUCUAACAACUUUAGUGGUGGCAUUCCAAAUAUUUUCAGUAACUUCACCAAGCUCAAAUCUUUAUCCCUGUUAGAUAACUUAUUUACAGGGUUGUUUCCAUCCUCAGUUACAAACCCGGCAAAGCUUGAAAGUUUAGAACUCUCUAACUGUUCAAUUACCGGUCCUAUUCCUCCUAUCACCACCGGAUUCCCCAACCUUAUCUUGCUUUUCCUAGCAGAUAACUCGCUUACUGGGGAAAUACCAUCUUGGAUAUUUGAUCUUCCUUCCUUAAAAUUGUUAGUAAUGAUAUCCAAUCAAUUUACUGGCCAACUUAAGGAAUUUAGAUAUAACUUGCUAGAAGUUCUUGACUUGGGUGAGAAUAUGCUGCAUGGACCUAUCCCAAGAUCAUUUUCUAAACUUGUAAACUUUACAACAAUAGAUAUUUCUACAAAUAACUUUUCCGGUGAUCUAGAUAUUGAAGAUAUGGCCUUGCCCAGUUCUAUUGGAAGAUUGUAUGUAUCUUCCUGCAAUAUAAGGGAAUUAAAUUUCUUACAAGCUGCAACGAGACUUGGUCUAUUAGAUCUUUCCAACAACAAGAUCUAUGGCAAAAUUCCUGAUUGGGCGUGGUCUGAUUGGCAAAGCUCAUUGUUUUAUCUGAAUCUUUCGAGCAAUUUUCUAACUGCUAUUGACCCACUUCAUGACUUUGAAGGUCUUGUUUAUCUCGAUCUUGGAUCGAACUUGAUUCAAGGAGAAUUACCCGCUCCACCUCCCCGCAUGUUCUUCUUCAUAGUCUCAAAAAAUAACUUCACCGGGAAGUUACCUUCACCGUUAUGCAGGAUGAGUACCCUUGUGAUUCUUGAUUUGUCCAGUAACAGCUUGAGUGGAGUAAUUCCAAAAUGUUGGUAA